CGUGACCCGCGACCCCCGCCCCCCACCCGGCAUCGCCCGCAACGUUCGCUCCGUGCGCGCGUCGAGUGCCUACACCGCGACCCCCUGCCUCGCUCUCGGGUACCCUCUGGGGAUCGUUCCAGUUGCAAAGCCACCAUGCCUAUAACUCGGAUGCGAAUGAGACCCUGGUUGGAGAUGCAGAUUAAUUCCAACCAAAUUCCAGGGCUGAUCUGGAUUAAUAAAGAAGAGAUGAUCUUCCAGAUCCCAUGGAAGCACGCUGCCAAGCACGGCUGGGACAUCAACAAGGAUGCCUGUCUGUUCCGGAGCUGGGCCAUCCACACAGGCCGAUACAAAGCAGGGGAAAAAGAGCCAGAUCCUAAGACGUGGAAGGCAAACUUCCGGUGCGCCAUGAACUCCCUCCCAGACAUCGAGGAAGUGAAGGACCAGAGCAGGAACAAGGGCAGCUCAGCUGUCCGUGUGUACCGCAUGCUGCCACCCCUCACCAAGAACCAGAGGAAAGAGAGAAAAUCUAAGUCCAGCCGAGACACUAAGAGCAAAACCAAGAGGAAGCAGCUGUGCGGAGGAGAUUCUAGCUCCGACACCUUCUCCGACGGACUCAGCAGCUCCACUCUGCCUGAUGACCACAGCAGCUACACAACUCAGGGCUGGGGUCAGGACCUGGACGUGGACCGGGACCUUACUCCAGCGCUGUCACCCUGUGUCGUCAGCAGCACGAUCCCCGAAUGGCAUAUGCAGAUGGACAUUAUGCCAGACAGCACCACUGAUCUGUAUAACUUGCAGGUGUCGCCCAUGCCCUCUACCUCCGAAGCUGCAACAGAUGAGGAUGAGGAAGGGAAGUUACCUGAGGACAUCAUGAAGCUUUUUGAGCAGUCAGAGUGGCAGCCGACACACGUGGAUGGCAAGGGAUACUUGCUCAAUGAACCGGGAGCCCAGCCCUCUUCUGUCUAUGGAGACUUUAGCUGCAAGGAGGAACCAGAGAUGGACAGCCCUGGGGGGGACUUUGGAACGGACAUACAGCGUACCUUCAUGGAUCUGAAGAGUAUGGACUCCAUUUGGAUGGACAGCCUGCUGCCCUCCACUGUCAGGCUGCCCCCCAUUCAGGCCAUUUCUUGUGCACCAUAGUUUGGGUCCCUGACCCGUUCUUGCUCUCCUGAGUCGGUGAGCAAGGCCUGGCAUCAUGGUAGCUGUGAUACAGAAAAGGAAGACUGCUGUGGCCCCCUGACAUAGCCCCACUGCCAAGCAGGGACAGGACUACCUUCCUUGGGUCAGUGAGCUCUCAGGGCUUGGAAUGCCAGGGUCUGGGUUUUUCUUGGGAGGUGAAGCUGGCCUUGACUUCUAGGAAGAUGGACUGGGCUUCUGAGGUUAGUGGGAGGUAGAAGGCAGGGACAGGAGUUAUCCUCUACCUUUUUAAAGACCUGUUGCCCGGAGAGGGUCUUGUCACUGGGCUGGCUGUGAGGGGAAGAGACCAGCGACCUCAGGAGAGCACAGCACCGACCCCAGGGCUGGCUCUGCACUAGGAGACAAUUGCACUAAGUGAGUCCUAUUCCCAAAGAAUUGCUGCCCUUCCCAGCCGAGCCCUGGGACGGUUCCAAAGCCAGUGAAAUGUGAAAGAAAAAAGGGGGUCCUGUGAGACUUGGCUCCUUCAGCCCCAGGGGAGUUCUGCCUCGCUACCUGCCCUGGCUGUGGGGCUCAGGAAAAAACACGGCACUUUCUCUGUGGACCGUACCACAUUUCUGGUUAGAGGUGUACACUAACUUUUCUCCCCACAUCUUGGCCCUUGUGUUUAUUUAUACAGUGCCUUCUGGUGCCUGCUGUCUCCUCAGGCCUUGGCAGUCCUCAGUGGGCCCAUGGAUGGGGUUGUGAGCGCCUUGGCGUGACUCUGAAUAUUGGGAACGCCACCUAACUAAAUUGUAUUUGAUCACAUAUAGAUCUGUGUAAAUAUGUAUAUUUUUCUUUUUAUAAAAAGUUAAUUGUUUACAA
Meriones unguiculatus (Mongolian gerbil) is the source of this 1980-nucleotide messenger RNA. It is a transcript of the gene Irf1, whose product is annotated as interferon regulatory factor 1. Gene Ontology annotation, cellular component: nucleus. NCBI's taxonomy places the organism in Eukaryota, Metazoa, Chordata, Mammalia, Rodentia, Muridae. The coding region runs from base 136 to 1122 and encodes 328 amino acids. The record is from RefSeq and is a predicted model, not a curated record. The transcript is spliced from 10 exons. Gene Ontology annotation, molecular function: DNA-binding transcription factor activity, RNA polymerase II-specific; RNA polymerase II cis-regulatory region sequence-specific DNA binding. Gene Ontology annotation, biological process: immune system process; regulation of transcription by RNA polymerase II.